CCUAUUCUAACUUGAAACCACCCAUGACACUAACUACAAACCUCUCAAACAAACUCAAAAUAUGAUCCACAACACUACAUUGCUGCAUCACCCAAUUUAGAUUAGAGGAGUGGCAUGGAUAACUUCAAAGGAAUCACUACUACAUUGUGCAUUUUCUGGCUCAUUACAUUGUCCCAUGAGAUUGUCGCCACGGUUGGAGACGGACACCAAUCCGAUGUUGAAAAUAAGGAACAAAAACCAUCUGCUACUGAGGUUGUAAGAGACAUAUACGCUCUAAUCACAAGAUCCACUGUAAGUUCUUGGGACAAAGUCAAGUCUUUUAUCAAUGAAAUGCAGACACAAUUUGUUCCUCCAGAUUUAGAUUUCAGAAAAAGAUAUGGAGAUAAGUUUGAAAGUGGUGGUGGUGGAGAAAAGAUGAAAGAGGCAGCUGAGAAAAGUUUCGAAACGAGCAAAGUGACAGUGGAAGAAUCUGCUAAAUCGGCAGCCAAGGUAAUGGGAGAAGCAAUGCACAAGACGACCAAGAAGGUGAGGGAGACCGUCUCUGAUGCAGAUAAUGAUUCCCAUGACGAGCUUUGAUUGAUGCUUUGUGUCUAGUUUCAGGCACUUGCUGGUUGUAAAUCUCUACUCCCUUAUGUUUUACUUAAAAUUUCAUGACCAUGGAUAAUAAACUAUGAUUAUGAAGAGGGAAAGAAAAAAAAGAAGAGGUGGUCGCCUUGCAUUGGAAUGAGGCUGUUUCAAGUUAUAGUAAAACUAGGAAUACA
This is a messenger RNA of Camellia sinensis, 761 nucleotides long. RefSeq lists its product as uncharacterized. The record is from RefSeq and is a predicted model, not a curated record. Lineage: Eukaryota; Viridiplantae; Streptophyta; Magnoliopsida; Ericales; Theaceae.